AUCAGAAUCAUUAGAAAAUGUUUCACUUACUUGUUAUCGCGUUAUGCCUCUUCGGAUACUUGUUGAUUUGUGAGGAACGAAAACGACGAGCCCUCAAGAAAAUGUUUCCAACGUUAAAAAGUCUUCUAAUUCUUCCUUUUAUUGGUUCUGCGAUCUCCCUGCACACCAGAAACGGUCGAGAUUUCUUUAAAAAACUACAAUCAUACUUCAAAAUAUAUGGAGAUACGUUUUACGGUAUCUUGGAAAAUCAGGUUUACGUAUUAAUGUCGCAUCAAGCUGAUUUUACUCCAAUUUUGACAAGCAAGAAACUGCUGGCUGAUCGACAAGCUGAAUAUCGGUUUUUUAAGCCGUGGCUCGGUGAUAGUAUUUUUGUUGCUAGCUCUGAUGCCUGGAACAGAAAAAGAAAGGAGUUUUAUUCGUUUUUCAAUACGAAAACAAUUAAGGAUAGUAUACCCGUGUUGGAACACCAUAUGGACAAUCUUGUAAAGGCGAUCCGAAAAAAUGUUGAUACAGGCGUCGCUUUUGAUGUAUAUCACAUAAUGGAAGCCUUUGCGAUAGAUACUGUUUGUGAAAUUACCUUAGGACUGCGUAACAACUCGCAUGAGAAAUCUGUGAAUAUUCAACAUUGCAUUGAAGAAAAUGUGAAAAUCAUCAUGUGGCGCGCUACACAUCCACUGUUCAGAAAUGACCUUUUAUACUCUUUGACAAGUAAAUACAGAAGAAGCGAAGAAUUGACGAAAGAAUGUCGUGCAUUUAUCCAAGAAAUUAUUGAAAAAACAAAGAAAAAGGCAUUUGAAUCGAUGUCACUGAAGGAUGCAAAAUCCUUUUGUGAUUAUUUGUGUUGUAUUAACGCACGCCACAUGCCCAUCAGUGAUGAAGAAAUGCGGGAUGAGAUCCUUGGUACAGUGUUUGCUGGACACGACACUAUGACAUCCGCUCUGUCCUUCCUGACUUACUGUUUGGGCAAAUAUCCAGAUGUUCAAGAAAAAGUUUAUCAAGAAAUCAAAAAAAAUAUUAAUCCGAAUGAGUCGCUUACCAUUCAAGCCAUAAAUAAACUACAUUACACGCAUUUGGUGAUGCGAGAAGUACUUCGAAUGUAUCCUUCUGCGCCUGUAGUUUUAAGAGUCACGCCUGAAGACAUCGAAAUAAAUGGAAUCCUUUAUCCCGCUGGCACAUCGUUCGCCGUGAAUAUUUACAAGGCUCAUCAUAAUCCACGGAACUUUGAAGAUCCAGAAAAAUUCAUGCCCGAACGACACGAAGACGUAAAGAGCGUAGAAACUAACAAUGUAUUUAAUUUUCUUGCAUUUUCUCCGGGUAUUAGACCUUGCAAAGGAAAUAGAAUUGCCGAGUUCCAGAUGAAAAUUUUUAUGAUAAAAUUAUUGAACGAAUACAAAAUCGAGAUAAAAGACGGUUUUGAGCCCGAUAUUGCAUAUGAUGUUGUUUUGAAACCUUAUAACGGAAUUUGGAUCACAUUAACUGCUCGCCAAUGA
This is a messenger RNA of Culicoides brevitarsis, 1490 nucleotides long. Its product is annotated as cytochrome P450 4d8-like. NCBI's taxonomy places the organism in Eukaryota, Metazoa, Arthropoda, Insecta, Diptera, Ceratopogonidae. Gene Ontology annotation, molecular function: oxidoreductase activity, acting on paired donors, with incorporation or reduction of molecular oxygen; monooxygenase activity; heme binding. The coding region runs from base 18 to 1490 and encodes 490 amino acids. The transcript is spliced from 5 exons. The record is from RefSeq and is a predicted model, not a curated record.